Molecule: messenger RNA, 1115 nt
Organism: Drosophila grimshawi
Lineage: Eukaryota; Metazoa; Arthropoda; Insecta; Diptera; Drosophilidae
Gene: Vha36-1
Product: V-type proton ATPase subunit D 1
Exons: 1
Coding region: 129-869 (246 amino acids)
Cellular component (GO): proton-transporting V-type ATPase complex
Molecular function (GO): proton-transporting ATPase activity, rotational mechanism
Source: RefSeq, a predicted model, not a curated record
UUACCAACACUGAAUUUAUCCAGUCCAGUUGGAGUUUUUCAGUGUUCUUCGACGGGUGCGAAAAAUCGUUGGUGCGCAGUAGAAAAUCGAAUAAACCUUUCCCACAUAACGAUUGAAACACUUGUAAAAUGUCUGGCAAAGAUAGAUUACCGAUUUUCCCGUCGCGUGGCGCCCAAAUGUUGAUGAAGGCCCGUCUCGCUGGCGCUCAAAAAGGCCAUGGUCUGCUUAAGAAAAAAGCGGAUGCAUUGCAGAUGCGAUUCCGCAUGAUUCUGGGCAAAAUCAUUGAGACAAAAACGCUGAUGGGCGAGAUUAUGAAAGAGGCGGCCUUCUCGCUGGCCGAGGCCAAGUUCACGUCCGGCGACAUCAAUCAGGUGGUGCUGCAGAACGUGACCAAGGCCCAAAUCAAGAUACGCACCAAAAAGGACAACGUCGCUGGCGUUACGCUGCCUGUCUUCGAGUCCUAUCAGGAUGGCGCCGAUACUUAUGAAUUGGCUGGCCUGGCUCGCGGUGGCCAGCAGUUGGCCAAGCUAAAGAAGAACUAUCAGAGCGCCGUGAAGCUGCUCGUCGAGCUCGCCUCGCUGCAGACGUCGUUCGUAACGCUGGACGAUGUGAUCAAGAUCACGAAUCGUCGUGUGAAUGCCAUCGAGCAUGUCAUCAUACCGCGCAUCGAUCGUACACUGUCCUACAUCAUCUCGGAGCUGGAUGAGCUGGAGCGUGAGGAGUUCUAUCGCUUGAAGAAGAUACAGGAUAAGAAGCGAGAGGCCCGCAUCAAGGCAGAUGCCAAAAAGGCGGAGCUCCUCAAGCAGGGCAUCGAUGUGCGCCAGCAGGCGAAUAUACUCGAUGAGGGCGAUGAUGAUGUGCUCUUCUAAGUAUUAACCACGCCAUUAGUCUGUCUAUCUGUAUUCCAGACAAUACGUUAUUGUUAUACCGUUCUGUUUCCAUUUUAAAUCCGAGAAAAAACUAAAACACAAUUACUUUUAUUGUAUGUACAAUUUUAGCUGCUGGCAACUUUGUAAGCUUAAAGUAUGUAGUUUAAUUCCAAUAAGAAAUGAUUGUAUUCCAUUUUGUAGUUAUGUAGCGCUCAAAUCAUGCAUUAAAGUUUUUGUUGUUCAUAA